AUGAAAAAUUAUAACUCAAAUAGUUUUAGAAGUAAAAUCAAGGGCGAAAAUAGUGGAACCCACGGUACCACCAAUAGUGGAGGCCAAAAUAAUACUCACAGUAGCUACAACUACUAUGGAGGUUAUUACCAAAACAUGAGUUCUUCCUACCAUAAGAAAAAAAAUAACUUGAAAUAUGGAAAAGGGGCACCUUAUGAUAAUGAAUACAUAAAGGAACAACGAGACAAAAAAGGGAAGAUUGUUUAUGGGAAAACGAGUAAAAGUGAGGAGGAAAACAAAGGCGCUGUGAGUAGCGACAAAGUGGGAAACAGCAAAAUGGGCAACAGCAAAAUGGGCAACAGCAAAAUGGGCAACGACAAAAUGGGCAACAGCAAAAUGGGCAACGACAAAAUGGGCAGCGGCAAAAUGGGCAGCGGCAAAAUGGGCAGCGGCAAAAUGGGCAGCGGUAAAAUGAGUAGCAACAGAAUAAGUAGCGUCCAAAGGAAGGAGGACGUAAGUCUAUUUUGUACUAGCAAAAACGAUGACAUUAUGGAAGAAGUUGACAAGAUUAAUAGCAUCACAUUUGGGCAUAGUGAUAACUCUGAAUGUGAUUUUUCAUACAGCAUGAAUAACAGUUUAAUCGAAAAUGAAAAGAAAUUAUUUAAAUUAAAUAAGUUAGAUAAUAAAAACAUAAAGUGUCCAAAUUUAAUGCGAUUGGAAGAAGGAAAGGCCCUAUUGGAACAACACAUACCUGUAAAUUUUAUGAAAAGAGAAGAUGAAAGUGAUAACUUUUUUAGCAAUAGAAAGGAGGAUCAUAAUUCUUAUCGAAUCAAAGAAAUGAAAAUGCAAUCGAAAGAGUUUGUCCAUAAUGAUGAAGACAUUAAGAAGGUUUUCUUUCAUGAAAGCGCACAACUGAGUAACGAAAGUGAUGAUCUUUUCCAUUUUGAUAACAAAAUAUCAAAUUUAACAAAUUUUAUAAAUAAAAAUAUUUUCUAUGACAAUGAAAAUGAUGAGAAGAAGAGCCAAAUGGACAAUGAUGAAAACUCGUCUGAAAGUGCUGACCCAUUUAAUUUCACGAACAUUCAAAGUGUUGAUAAGAAGGUUGUCCAAACUAGUGGUAAAAAUGUCUGGCAAAACAGACAACUAAAGAAAAGUGAAAAUGAUAAUAACUUCAACGAAAAAGAGUAUAUGCAAAAACAUUUAUAUUGUGAACAAAAAGAGUUAGACAGAGACGAGGAAGAAGAAGAAGAAUAUGAUAAACAUGUAAAUAAAAUAAAAAUUGAUCCAUCAUGCCAAAUGAAUGAAAAUGAAUUGACAAAAAUGUACAUGAGGAAAAAUUUUGAAGAAGGUCACGACAAGAAGAUAUAUAAUGAAAAUUUUAAGGAUAUAGAUUAUUAUAUGCAUGUUUCAGAAAAAAAAAAUAUUAACAAUGCAAAUGAUAAGGAAUACAUGGAAAAACAUAUAAAAACGCACCCUUGGAAACAAAUUGAAUCUAAACAGGAAAAAAUAUUAACACAUGGAAAAAUGACUAACAAUUUUGACAAUAAUUUAUCCCACCCAGGUAUGAACGAAAUUAUGGUAAAUCCUAAAAAUGGAGACAUUGAUGAAAAUUUGCAAUUCUUAAAUAGUCUUACAAAUAUGUACAAUCGCAUGGAUAAAAAUGUUAACACAAAUGUGAGUGACGAUAUAAGAAAUAUUCAGGACAAGAAAGGAUGGAAUAUUUUGAUGAACAACACCAAAUAUGGAAAUGAUAUUUUCUUCUCUGAACAACAACGUCUAUCAGAAAAACAUGUGAUGGAAAAAGAGGAGGAAUACUUGUAUUCUAUUGAAAAUACACAGAAAAAAUUUUCCAAUUUAUGCAAUCGAAUGGAUAACGAGAUGGAUAAAAACUUUUUGCAAAAUAUGAACGGAAAAGACCAAAUGUAUUUUCUGAAGAGAGAUGAUUAUUACAUGAAGAAUGACAAAUUUAAUCCACCCCCGCAGCAGCAUUACCAGUUUUUGAAUGAUUUAAAUAAUAGCAGAAAAGGAUAUCCAAAAGAAGAACCUUUUAUUUUACCUGAACAAGACAUGUCAAAUGAAUUUUUACUCCAAAUGGAUUAUAGGAAAGACAUGAGUAUGAAGCAGCAUAUCAGGAAUGAUGAAGAAAUGGAAAAACCAGAUGAUAUUAUGAGUAUAGAAGAACGAUUGCUAUAUAAUGACAUUAUCCCAAGCCAUAAGAAUUAUUCAUUAAGAAACAGAAUGCAAGAGGAGAAGUAUUACGAUAAUUUAAAUGAAAAAUUAAAUAACUUUAAGGAGGAAGAUUUGUUAUAUUUUAGUCAAGAUAAGGAUAUUAAAUUAGAUGUGACAACAGAUAUAAACGCUCUGAAAAUUUUAAAUGAAUAUUAUUUAGAUGAUAAAACAAAUGAUCUUAUGUUAUUGGAAAAGAAUAAAAAUUCAUCAUCAUCAUCAUUCCCCAAGCGUGAAUUAAAUGUGUCUGAAGUUUUACAUAUACCAGAAGUUAGUAAUAAUCGACAUACCUAUUAUCAAGGGGGAGAGGAUCAUAAUACACAUUUGUUUAUAAAAAAAAAUCACGAGGAAAGUUAUGAACAAGGGAGAAAUGCAAAUUUAGAAGGAGUUAGACAUUUGCAUGAGAAGAAGGCCCGCAUUGAACCUCCACCCAAUGAACUGGUUCCAAUUAAUAAACUGGUUCCAAAGAAUGAACGGGUUCCAAUGAAUGCAGGAAAUGCAGAAAGGACAAAAGGAGGAGGGCCAAUAUUUUCGAAAGAGAAUAGAAGUCGCUAUAGUAACAACUUGGAGAAAAACAACAUGUCCAACAAGAAUUACCUGAACGUUCAUAACAAUAAUUUACGAGAUAAAUAUGAUAGGAGUACGUCCUCAAAUGGGUAUAUGGAAAAAUAUGAACAGAAACACUAUUAUUUUUAUAAAAGUAAUGAUAGGACAAAAAAUAAUAGCACUAGCAAAGCAUACCACCUUAGUCAUUCUUUAUCGCAUGAACACAGUGGAGGUGGAAGGGGAGGAAGAGCAUAUGUUGGAAUAGGAUGCAUUCAUAACUUAAGGAACACGAAGAGUCAUGAAAUUCACCACUAUCAUGCAAGUGAUAUAAACGUUUCUGUAUGUGAAAAAUUUAUUCUUCGAUUGAAAAAACAGCACAUGCUUAAAUUAACGAAUUUUCUAAAAAUGAAAUAUAAAAAUGUUAACGUAAAUGAUUUGAAUGAGGACAUGUAUAACUACUAUAGAUUUAUGAACAAAAUAAAUGGAAAUAUUAAACACACUAACUAUUUUUUUAAAUAUCGAAACCUUAUGCAAAAGAGUGACAAGGAUAAACUUCUGAGGAUCCAGUUAUCCUACAUGAUAAUAAACCCGUCAAUCCAAAAGAAUAAUGGAAAAUGGAACUUUAAUAGUGAAGGUAAAAAUGAACAAGACAAAUUCACCCAUUUGAAUGUCAAAAGCGGGAAUUGUGGACAUGACAGGAGAAGGAAACAUGCACUUGGCCAUUGCCAAACCGAUUGUGUGGAAGGUGGUAGCGACGAUAGUGAUGAUAGUGAAAUAAUAAACCAUACGAGCAGGAGUGAGAAAGAGCAAAUCAGAGAAAGCGAUUUUGCGGAUGGAAUUUUUAAUGGCAUAAAUAAUUGCCAUAAUUUUGCGAACUUUUUUAACAAGGAGGAAAAUGAUGAACACGAUAAUUUAUGCAUGAUAAAAGAAAAAACCCACAACAAUCUGGCAAUGGAAGAAAAGAUAAGAUCAAAUUAUUUUUUAAAUGAGAACAAUUUUAGUAUGCUGUAUGCAAAUGAAGAACAGGACAAGCUGUACAGUUUGUUGAAGGAAGAAAAUUUCGAUUUCCGUAAUGAAAAUAUACUUAACAUAGAUUUGAACAAAAUAUUAAACUUUCCAUCCCAAACCAAAGAAGAACUAAAUGCUGAUGAAUCCAAAGCCCCAAAUGAUGAAAUGAAUAUGAAAAAAAAAAAUUCAUCUCAAUAUGAAAAAGGAGGUCAGAAUAAUAGUGCUAUCUCAGAUAACGCAAAUGAGGGUGAUAAAUAUUUACAUAAAGAGCGUGAAGAGAAAAGAGAAAACGAGAAAAAUUCUUUUUUAAUAGAUUCAAAGCGUCUUUUUGAUCGAUGUGACGAUAAACACAAUGAACAACUGCCGUCAUAUGCAUGUCCAGCAGAAGGUGAAAUCAAAAACAAUGCAUCUAAAUAUGAUAUCACAAAUAAAUUGGGUAAAUUCGUUUUCGCAACUGUACAUGAACCAAGAAAUUUAAUAACCCUAGCGAAGAAUAACCCAACCUUUGAUAACUAUGAUGAGGUAUUGGAAAAAUUUAAAAAUAUAAUAAUGAGAGAAGUGGAAAACGAAGAGGAGAAUAAGAAAGAGAAGAAAGAGAAUGAAGAGAAGAAAGAGAAGGAAGAGAAGAAAGAGAAGAAAGAGAAGGAAGAGAAGAAAGAGAAGGGAGAGAAGAAAGAGAAGGAAAAAAAAUUGGAUUUCGAUAAUCCUUUAGAAAGAGCCAAUUCCGUCAAAAGCUCCCUUUCAAAGGAUACUACCAACAUGGCAAGAGAAAUUUGUAUGCAAAAUGAAUUAAUAUCACCAAACGAAAUUCAUUACAUGAAAGAUGUUGUGAUAAAGAAGAUGCUGGAAAUGUUGUGGGAUAUUUACAUAGAUGUAAAAAACAUAUAUGAAGAUAUAGAUAAAUGCCCAUAUACACAUAUUGAAACGAUUUCUAAAUAUAAUGAAGAAAUAAAGAAGAAAAAAAUCACACUUUAUAACCUUAUACACUUAAAUAAUGUAAAGGACGAUACACUGACAUGCAAUUCUUUUAUUAACACUCAUAAUAACAUGUUUUUAAAAAAAAAUAUAAGUAACGUUGACAUUAUUUUAAAUAAACAUCUUUAUUUAUAUCUAACAGAAACACUAUACAGAAACGCAAAUGAAAACUUUCAAUUCCUUGUGUAUCCAAAUAUUCCUGAUUUGUUAAUUAAUUUAUCUUUCGAUAAAGAACAUGUGUCAAAGUGUGUUAAGCGACCUACAUGUGAGGAACAUAUAAGUGCUUAUAAUUUGCGUGGUAAUACAAACGAAUUUGUUAUAGAUAUCAAUAAUGACAACAUUGGAAGCAUUAGCAAAAUAUUUGAGUAUAAUUUCCCUUACGAUGAUAAUUUGGGAAAAUUAGAAAAUUUUAAAAAAUUUGGAAAAGUCAUAAGUUUCGACAAGAAAUAUUGUUAUUACAAUUUUGAGAGUUACAAGAAUUAUGACAUUUUCACUCCAGCAGAACCAACAGUAGUGCUAAAGGAAAAAAAACAAAAAUCCUUUUUUUUUUUUAAGGAAAGGGAUAAUAAAAAAAGUGUUAAUAAUAAAACAGUUGAAGAUAUCAAUACAAUCUCCUACAUAAGCAAUGUGCAAGUGCAUAAGGAAAUAAAAAAAACGGACUUGGAUACAAAUCAUCUUAAUGUCGAAUUGUUAAAAUUGAAGAGUAUAUAUUGCUUAUUUGUUAAUUGUUUAUUAAAAAAAAAAGGGGCAUGUAUAUAUAAAAAAAUAUUUAAAAUUAUCAAAAAAAAAAAAAGAAUGAUUUUGAUGUAUACUCUAUUUAGUAAUUAUCUCCUACUGCUUUUCCUCUUUUCGCAUGCUGAUUACUGUUUCGAAAAUAUGUUACAAUAUGAGGAGUUCUUGAAAUUGCAAUUACUUCAUAUGAAUGCAAAUAUAAAUACCUUAAACAAAUUUAUUAAAAAUGAAAAGAUGCAAAAUAGGGUUUUUAUGAAUGAACAUGAAGCACAUAUUCAAAAUAGUGGAACACACAAAUUUAUUAACAUCAGAUGCAAGUUAUACAGUAGUAAUAUAUAUACCUCCCUCUACAUAUACAUCUUGGAUGUAUCGCUUUCUUAUUUAUUUACACCUGAUAUAGGAAUUCGAUACAUGCAAAAUAUGUUGUCUCUACUCUUAUUUUAUAAUUACAUCCACUUGUACAUAACGAAGAUUCUUUUUUAUAAGAGUGGAGCCGCUCUCAUAACUAUUUUCUUAGUUAAAAUUAUUCCCUAUGUUAAGGAGUUUGACAGAAACCUCAUAAUUUGUUUUCUCUACUCGGUGCUGCACAGCGUGUUUUACAUUCUUUGUAACAUAUUUAUGUACAUCAUGAAGAAAGAGAAAGUAGAAUUCAAAGAGACUGAAUCUAAAGAACACUUUAAAAUAUUAAUGAACAUGACAAACGAAAUUAACUUUUACAAAAUUGUAUACAAGAGUGUGUGUAGUUACACUCACCAAGAUAAAUUCUAUCAAGAUGAAAUAUCACACAUGCUAGAAAAUUUAAGCAAAAAUCCCAUCGUAAAGAUCAUAUUGAAUUACAUCCAAAAAUGA
Molecule: messenger RNA, 6315 nt
Organism: Plasmodium gonderi
Lineage: Eukaryota; Apicomplexa; Aconoidasida; Haemosporida; Plasmodiidae
Exons: 4
Coding region: 1-6315 (2104 amino acids)
Source: RefSeq, a predicted model, not a curated record